GUUUCGACCGUUGGGGCUGUAGUUUUAUUUUUAAUAGAGGAAUUUGCUGAAACAGGAGCUAUUGCUGGGAGUGCAGCAGCUGUUGGGGCUGGAGAAUUAUCAGUCGAAUCAGCAGCUGCUGGGGCUCUAGGAGAUGCUAUAGCUUUAGCUGCAGAGGAGGAAAUUGUUAUUUUUGAGUCAACAUCCGCUGCUGUUUCCGGAGGAACGUACGGAAGCCUGUAUUCCGGCUCCGCUUUAACAUCCGGUUUAGACUUAUUAGCUGAUACUGCUAUAGGAGAAUCAGCUUCAACAGCAGCUUUAGACUCAGAAAAUGCUUUAGGAGCCUUCUUUGCUAAUCAAAGUAUUAAUAUAGGAGCUGCAACUUCUGUUUCUAUAGGAUCAGCUAUAGGAUUAACAGCUUGGAUCGUAGCUAAUGGCUACGAUUACAGUUUAGAUCAAGUUGACAAACUAGUUCCUACAAUAGAUCAAGUAGGAAGUGGUUUAUUUAUGAAUUUAUAUUUUAGGAAAAAAAAGAAGAAACGUCAUGCCAGCUCAGAAGAGGGGAUGCUGCCUAAAUUGUACAAGCGGAAAAAAGUGCAAAGCUACUAAGAAGACGACUAAAGGAAGGAGAAAGACUUUCCAUACUCCUCCUGUAGCUUCUUGUGGAAAUUUUUUUGUAUGUGAUAGGGACGGGAAUAAUUGUUCUAGGAUAGCUAAGGGUAGAUAUGUUAGAAGACGAAGGGGAAGGGGUGGUAAAUUAACUUAUGAAGUUUGCAGCAAAAAAACAGGAAAAUGUCAAAAAGCUCAUAAAAGAGUUAUUCUUUGUUGUAAUACUAACAGACCAUGUGUUCAAAUUCCAGGUCAGAGAGCAGGACAACGUAGAAGAUGAGUCAAUACACAUUAGGCCCGGUUCAAUGGACUGUUUUUGGCAAUCGCAUGUGCAACUAUGAAAUUUUAAAACCAGAUAAUAACCCAUGUCACAGAAUUUAUUGUUUAACCUAUAUCCAAGCAGGAGGAGACAGUAGAAUUAGAAUAAAAAAAUUAACAAUUCAACAUCCAGAUGAUUAUUGGUGUUCUCCUUCAUCAUGUAAUAAACCAAAAAAUUUUAAAGGAAAUAAGUGCACAGAAACGUCAAAUAAAAUGUUAAGAUGGGAAAUAUUUGCUGCUAAUGUAGAACAACGGUGGGUAGUUCAGGAUAAUGUUACUCUUCAUCAGCCUUUUUAUCAUACAUGGGCUAUAGGUAAUUCAGAACUCGUUUUAGCUGAAUAUGAUACAGCUGAAACAAAAAGGGGUCAAAUAAACGGGUUUGUAGUUGAAAGCAAUCCAGGAGAGUAUGAUUGGACAGAUCCUGAGGAUAGAGGUUUUUAUAUCUAUCAGCAAAAUCAAUUUAUGACAGAAACUGCUUAUCCUACUCUCAUGCAAAAUGCUCCUCCUCCUGGGGAGACAAGCCUCUCAAACGCAUAUCAAAUAGUCACUGAUGAGGAUAAAAUUGGAAUAAUUUUGUUUAAACCCGAAAUAACAUUAGGACACGCACAUUAUUGCUCCGGUGGUACUCCUUCUAUGAAUGUAAAGUUUAAAUUAUACAUGAGACCACGUUUAAUUUGUGUACAACCUCUGUUAACUAUGCUACUAGCUAAUCAGGGUGCAAUGACUGAUUUGCCUCCAAUUCCGACAUUUGAUCACGUGGUUCCGGUGAAAAGAGGAUUAAAAAAAUAUCCUGAUAACCCGCCUCCGAAACCAGCUACUCCCUGCGUUAUUGUUUGCCAGGCUCCUACAAAUGAUCAGAAGUUAACCGAUUCAUCUUUGCAGACUAAUGGAAUGCGGUGCGUCGCCUCCCCCCCAUGUUUCCCGGAGAAGGAGCAGGAAAUGGAAGUCGAUAGAGAAAAGCAAAAAAACAUUCUCGAAGUUAUUGGAGAAACUACACAAUCCGACACAGUGCCAAGACCUAUCUCCCCUAGUGAAGUUCCAAAUGGGCCUUCUGUUGAUCCGUGCACUGAAACACGCGGAAAUGACGACGAGGAAGACGACAUCGACGGACUACUCACUUUUGAUAAAAUCUAUUUUGCAUAUAAUAUAUACACGGAUAUGUUCAAAGAACCCGAUAGCCUUGAAUCAUUUACUAACUACAUACGCCGAAAUGCGAAAUUGGACCGAGUUGCCGAAAAAAUGGUUGAUGCAUACAAAAAUAAAAAAAAACUUAAAUGAUUUUUACGAGGAAACAAAAGUUGUAACAAUUAAAAAUGAAAAUUUAUUAAAAUAAAAAAUAUUUACA
Messenger RNA from Centruroides sculpturatus (bark scorpion), 2251 nucleotides. RefSeq lists its product as uncharacterized. NCBI's taxonomy places the organism in Eukaryota, Metazoa, Arthropoda, Arachnida, Scorpiones, Buthidae. The transcript is spliced from 2 exons. The record is from RefSeq and is a predicted model, not a curated record. Bases 865 to 2184 code for a protein of 439 amino acids.